UUCAGGGAGGUAUUUCGGACGGAUCCCGUCUACUGCCGGGGCAUGUCCUGGCGAAUGCAGCGCAUCUCCCUCCCCCGUCCCUUGUCCCUCUUUGUCCCAAUUGCUUCUGCAGCAACUGCCUCGACCAGAGUCGCCUCACUCUUCUCGAUCGACCCAAUGUCCACCCCCUCGACCACCGACCAGGAGAAGGUGCUCCCGUCGGCCACUGCCGUCGCUGUCACCGCCACCCCGGCGGAGGAUGCUCGUGCCAAGCGCGCCGCUCGCUUCGGCAUCACGCACAACAAGGCUGAGUCUGGUGUCGUCAAGAGCAAGACCCUUGCCUCGACGCCGGCCACUGUCGCCCCCAAGAAGAACAACCUCCUGGACAAUCUCGUGCGCUCCGGCGGCCUGGACCCUGAGAAGCUUCGUGCUCGCCAGGCACGCUUCGCCAUCAGCCCCGAGGAGUCCGAGCGCCGCGUGAGUGCGGCCAUUGCGGCGCACGAGCGCGUGGCCCGCACUGCCGAGGCGCAAACCAAGCGCGAGGAGCGCGUGCGCCGCUUCGCUGCCGCCGCCGCCGCCGCCGCCGUCUCCGACACCGCCUCCGCCGCCUCCGAUGUGCCAGAGGGGCAGGAUGAGCCCACUGGGGCUGUUGCCACUGAUGCCGAAGCCGAGGCCGCCGUGGUCGAGAAGACCGAGGAGGCCACCGUCAGCGAGUAA
Messenger RNA from Fonticula alba, 696 nucleotides. RefSeq lists its product as hypothetical. The record is from RefSeq and is a predicted model, not a curated record. The transcript has 3 exons. The coding region runs from base 43 to 696 and encodes 217 amino acids. NCBI's taxonomy places the organism in Eukaryota, Rotosphaerida, Fonticulaceae.